This is a messenger RNA of Syzygium oleosum, 1854 nucleotides long. RefSeq lists its product as uncharacterized. The transcript is spliced from 7 exons. Lineage: Eukaryota; Viridiplantae; Streptophyta; Magnoliopsida; Myrtales; Myrtaceae. The record is from RefSeq and is a predicted model, not a curated record. Bases 129 to 1631 code for a protein of 500 amino acids. Gene Ontology annotation, molecular function: metal ion binding.
GCACUCAUGGUGAUUGCUUUGCUUCUUAGGGUUUGCGCUCGGGCUUUCUCGUUCCUAAGAACCGCCCUCUUCUCUAGAUCAUUUUGCAUCUGUGGAUUCGAUUUCUCACGCCGUUUGAUCGAGCGUAAAUGGAGUCAUCCGGGAUUGGUCCGGUCCGGGGCAUGGAAUCGGUCGUGGCUACGGUCAGUGGGUACCAUGGUUCGGAGCGCUUCGAUCUUAUUAAGCUGAUUUCUUCGACCGGAGCUAGCUACGUCGGGGCCAUGUCGAGCUCGACCACGCAUUUGGUUUGCAGAAGAUUUGAAGGGCAAAAAUAUGGUCUUGCCAGGAAGUUUAGGACGCGUGUAGUCAAUCAUCGGUGGGUGGAAGAGUGCAUAAAGCAAGGAAAGCGUGUUCCGGAACAUCCCUACACAUUGGAAAGUGGGGAAGAAGCGGGACCAUUGUUGUCACCAGUCCCAGUAAAUUCUAAGCCAUACAUCACGGCAAAGAAGCAUAAAGUGCUUUUUGAUCGGUUGAACUUUGCCAGUGCAUCAAUGAGACAAAUAGCUGAUUCAGCUUUUGAAGAUAACAGAACUGAUGUUUGGACUGACUCUCAUUUGUUGAAGGAGUGUCCAGAGUUGAAUCGGUCAUCUAAAAGGUCGUUGAGAGGAAAAAGAAUCAUUACUCUGCAUGAAGAGUCACAUCUUAGUCCAUCAAUAUGUCUUGGGAGAAGAGAAAUGAAGUCAUUCAGUGGCAAUGGAGAUUCUUCUUCGGCUGAAUCUGCUAAAAGGGGCAGAACUUUGGUGAAAAGGAAUGCUAAAAGAGAGACUUUGCAGUUAACUGCGUCAGAUUCUGACCAGGAAUGCUAUGUAAUUGGAGUUGAUGACAAACACAGGGACAUAACAUCUCCAUCUGAACAUUUGAAUGGUAAGUUUGUCAGUACCAGAAAAGGAGGGACACGAAGUGGAUCAUAUGGGCAUGAGGGAGCAAUAAAUGGCAUUAUUGAAGAUUUUGAUGAGAUUCAAGAUUGGAAUCACGAUCACCGGCCUUCUCCCAAGGAAUCAAUUCUAAAGGAUUUACCGGAUGCCCUUGAAAGAGUUUCUAAAGAUGAACAGAAUGGAGAGAAGUUAAGUAUUGAGAUCGAUGAUGUGGGCCAGACUGAUUAUGUUAACAAGUUACCGUCAUCAGCAGAGUUAUCGUGUGUUAUAUGUUGGACGGAGUACAGUUCAACCAGAGGGAUACUACCAUGUGGACAUAGAUUUUGUUAUUCAUGCAUUCGGAACUGGUCUGACCAUAUGUCUUCAAGGAGAAAGACUUCAACUUGUCCCCUGUGUAAGACGAGUUUUGUUAGCAUCACAAAGGUGGAAGAUUCUUCUGGUUCAGAGCAAAAAAUAUACUCCCAGACCAUUCCACAUGACCAAUCAACUAGCGAAGUCUAUGUUGUGACUGAUCAAGAAAGAACGAGUUCUAGAGCCGAGUCAUUUGGAGCGCAAGUUUGUAGCGAAUGUCGCUCUUGUGAACCAGAGGAUCUCCUCAUCAGUUGCCACCUGUGUCAUACCCGUUGCAUUCAUUCCUACUGCUUGGAUCCCCCUUUGCUACCGUGGACAUGCGUUCACUGCAAGGAUCUCCAGAUGCUUUUCCAUCUUCCCCGCUAGCAUGUAUUUCUCAUUUUUCAUGCAUUGUCAAACUCAAUUGUUGAAUGACUCUUCUUGAUAGUUAUCUGAUAACCACAAGCCAAUUCGCUUGUGCCAACUUUCAAUUGAAGUACCUUCCUUGGGAUGACUAGUUUGUAAUUUGUGCUAGUUCUGUUGUGAGAGCUGCUCUCACUGAUCAUCUCAAUACCAUGAAUAAAGUUUUGUGCAAUUUGACAGUUUGCUA